This is a messenger RNA of Aspergillus campestris IBT 28561, 810 nucleotides long. RefSeq lists its product as uncharacterized. Bases 1 to 810 code for a protein of 269 amino acids. The transcript has 4 exons. Lineage: Eukaryota; Fungi; Ascomycota; Eurotiomycetes; Eurotiales; Aspergillaceae. The record is from RefSeq and is a predicted model, not a curated record.
AUGCGCGCUUUCACCUUGAUCGCCCUUGUCCCUUUUGCUCUCGGCAUCAGCCCGCAUCCUAUGUUAAACUUGGAUUGUACCGAAUAUCCGGGACCUUGCAACAACAACUGCUACGCGGCAUAUGUCGCUAACAAGCCGUUAAUUCUGACAUACAAUGGGCCCGACGGGAAGUCCGGCGGACGCCGGAGCGCGGCUGGUUGUGUCUCCCCUUCCCCAUGUCGCAAUGACAAGAUGAAAAAACCGACUCAAUAUGACGAUACCUGCGAUGAAUAUCCUUACGCGUCUGUUGAGGAAGGUGGCCCCGACGCAAUCAUUCGGUGCACUAGAGGACAUGAAAACUCGAAAGAGGGUAGGGACUUGAGUAGCUUCUUCAGAUCCACCUGUGGCAAUAAGCGCUGCACGUUCCGGGUCAACUUUGGGAACCCCGGUGGAGGUAACACUCCCUACUGUCUUAAUGGAGGUGGUGCAAACGACGGUUACCAGUACUCGUAUAAGGGUAGAGGGAAGUAUGAGCUUGCUAGCAGAGACUUCGACAGUACCGAGGACAGCGAAUUGGCCCUGCACGAGCCAGAUCCAGCCGACUUUUUCGAACCUCAUCUCCGCCGUGAAUUCCUUCUGGAGGAUGGCAGCCGCACCGUCCUCUCGUCGCGCGAUCAAACCGCCUCUUACGACGAUACGGUCUUCUACUCCGUGCGCAACGGGACAGUGGUCGAGACUAGAGCUGUCAAGGAAUUGCUUGGUGAGGAGAAAAGCCCCGAAUUGCAACACCCGUCCUUGCGUCGUAAGAGAGAGCUUCAAUUCGCUUCAUAA